Molecule: messenger RNA, 3859 nt
Organism: Loxodonta africana (African savanna elephant)
Lineage: Eukaryota; Metazoa; Chordata; Mammalia; Proboscidea; Elephantidae
Gene: TNR
Product: tenascin R
Exons: 20
Coding region: 102-3179 (1025 amino acids)
Molecular function (GO): protein binding
Source: RefSeq, a predicted model, not a curated record
AUGCCCCGGGGACUGCUCGGGGAAGGGGAGAUGUGCCAACGGUACCUGCUUAUGCCAGGAGGGCUAUGUUGGUGAGGACUGCGGCCAGAGGCGGUGUCUGAAUGCCUGCAGUGGGCGAGGACACUGCCAGGAGGGGCUCUGCUUCUGUGAAGAGGGCUACCAAGGCCCUGACUGCUCCACAGCCGAUGACCCGGGGGGGCCUCCAGCUCCAGCAGCGGGUGCCUGGAGAUUGGAGUGGUGUCACCAUCAAGGAGCUGGAGCCAGGUCUCACCUACAACAUCAGCGUCUACGCUGUCAUUAGCAACAUCCUCAGCCUUCCCAUCACUGCCAAGGUGGCCACCCAUCUUUCCAGGCCUCAAGGGCUGCAAUUCAAGACCAUCACAGAAACCACCGUGGAGGUGCAGUGGGAGCCCUUCUCAUUCUCCUUCGAUGGGUGGGAGAUCAGCUUCAUUCCAAAGAACAAUGAAGGAGGGGUGAUUGCUCAGCUCCCCAGUGAUGUUACAUCCUUCAACCAGACGGGACUGAAACCUGGGGAGGAAUACACUGUCAAUGUAGUGGCUUUGAAAGACCAGGCCCGGAGCCCCCCUACCUCAGCCAGUGUCUCCACGGUCAUUGAUGGGCCCACGCAGAUCCUGGUUCGAGAUGUCUCCGACACCGUGGCUUUUGUGGAGUGGACCCCACCUCGAGCCAAAGUCGAUUUUAUUCUCUUGAAAUAUGGCUUGGUGGGUGGGGAAGGUGAGAAGACCACCUUCCGGCUGCAACCCCCUCUCAGCCAAUAUUCAGUACAGGCCCUGCGGCCCGGUUCUCCCUAUGAGGUGUCGGUCAGUGCAGUCCGAGGGACCAACGAGAGUGAUCCCACAACCACCCAGUUUACAACAGAGAUUGAUGCCCCUAAGAACUUGCGUGUUGGUUCUCGCACGGCAACCAGCCUUGACCUCGAGUGGGACAACAGUGAGGCAGAAGUCCAGGAGUACAAGGUUGUGUACAGCACCCUGGCGGGUGAGCAGUACCAUGAGCUCCUGAUCCCCAAGAGCAUUGGUCCCACCACCAGAGCCACCCUCACAGAUCUGGUGCCUGGCACUGAGUAUGGGAUUGGAAUAUCUGCCAUCAUGAACUCACAACAGAGCAUACCAGCCACCAUGAAUGCCAGGACUGAACUUGACAGUCCCCGAGACCUCAUGGUGACAGCCUCCUCAGAGACCUCCAUUUCCCUCAUCUGGACCAAGGCCAAUGGCCCCAUUGAUCACUACCGAAUUACUUUUACCCCUUCUUCUGGGAUCGCUUCCGAAAUCACUGUGCCCAAGGACAGGACCUCAUACACACUGACAGACCUAGAGCCUGGGGCAGAGUACAUCAUAUCGAUCACCGCCGAGAGGGGUCGGCAGCAGAGCUUGGAGUCCACAGUGGAUGCCUUCACAGGCUUCCGGCCCAUCUCCCAUUUGCACUUUUCUCAUGUGACCUCCUCCAGCGUGAACAUCACCUGGAGUGACCCAUCCCCUCCAGCAGAUAGACUCAUUCUGAACUACAGCCCCCGGGACGAAGAGGAAGAGAUGCUGGAGGUCUCCCUGGAUGCCACCAAGAGGCAUGCUGUCCUGAUGGGCCUGCAGCCAGCCACCGAGUACAUCGUGAACCUGAUGGCUGUCCAUGGCACAGUGACUUCUGAGCCCAUUGUGGGCUCCAUCACCACAGGAAUUGAUCCCCCAAAAGACAUCACAAUUAGCAAUGUGACCAAGGACUCAUUGAUGGUCUCCUGGAGCCCUCCUGUUGCAUCUUUUGAUUACUACCGGGUAUCAUAUCGGCCCACAAAAGUGGGACGGCUGGACAGCUCAGUAGUGCCCAACACUGUGACCGAAUUCACCAUCACCAGGCUAUACCCAGCUACCGAAUAUGAAAUCAGCCUCAACAGCGUGCGAGGCAGGGAGGAGAGUGAGCGCAUCUGCACUCUCGUGCACACAGCCAUGGACAACCCUGUAGAUCUGAUUGCUACCAACAUCACUCCAACGGAAGCCCUGCUGCAGUGGAAGGCACCCGCGGGUGAAGUGGAGAACUACGUGAUUGUUCUCACACACUUUGCAGUCGCUGGAGAGACCAUUCUGGUUGAUGGAGUCAAUGAGGAAUUUCAGCUUGUUGACCUACUUCCUUGCACCCACUAUACUGUCACCAUGUAUGCCACCAGCGGGCCUCUCACCAGUGGCACCGUCAGCACCAACUUCUCCACCCUCCUGGACCCUCCUGGAAACUUGACAGCCAGCGAAGUCACCAGGCAGAGUGUCCUGAUCUCCUGGCAGCCUCCCAGAGCAGAGAUUGAGAACUACGUCUUGACCUACAAGUCCACUGAUGGAAGCCGGAAGGAGCUGAUUGUGGAUGCAGAGGACACAUGGAUCCGAUUGGAGGGCCUUUCAGAGAACACGGACUACACGGUGCUCCUGCAGGCAGCCCGGGAUGCCACGCGGAGCAGCAUCACCUCGACCGCCUUCACCACGGGGGGCCGGGUGUUCCCUCAUCCUCAAGACUGUGCCCAGCAUUUGAUGAAUGGAGACACCCUGAGUGGAGUUUACACCAUCUUCCUCAAUGGGGAGCUCAGCCAGAAGUUACAAGUGUACUGUGACAUGACCACCGAUGGAGGUGGCUGGAUUGUAUUUCAGAGACGGCAGAAUGGCCAAACUGAUUUUUUCCGGAAAUGGGCUGAUUACCGGGCUGGCUUUGGGAACCUGGAGGAUGAAUUUUGGCUGGGGCUGGACAACAUCCACAGGAUCACGUCCCAGGGCCGCUAUGAGCUUCGUGUGGAUAUGAGGGAUGGCCAGGAGGCCGCCUUUGCCUCCUACGACAAGUUCUCAGUUGAGGACAGCAGGAGUCUGUACAAACUCCGCAUAGGCAGCUACAACGGCACUGCGGGGGACUCCCUCAGCUAUCAUCAAGGACGCCCUUUCUCCACAGAGGACAGAGACAAUGAUGUUGCAGUUACCAACUGCGCCAUGUCAUACAAGGGGGCUUGGUGGUACAAGAACUGCCACCGGACCAACCUCAAUGGGAAAUAUGGGGAGUCCAGGCACAGUCAGGGGAUCAACUGGUACCAUUGGAAAGGACACGAGUUCUCCAUCCCCUUUGUGGAAAUGAAGAUGCGCCCCUACAAUCACCGUGUCAUGGUGGGGAGGAAACGACGGUCCUUACAGUUCUGAGCGGGGAAGGGGGGACCCCAAGCCAACCAACCUUUUCUGUCAUUUAUUUGUAUUUUAUAAUACGAAACAAUGUGGGGGGUAUUAUUAAUGUGCUUUGCAACAUAUUAAGAGUAUUUGAAGGAAGCAGGGAUGUAGCAGGAAUUAGUGAAGAGUAAUUGCUCACAGUUUCUGCCAUCCCGGGGCCUGACCCUCCGUCUCCAUUCUCCCUCCUACCUAGCCAUCCUUAACCUUCUCCUCCUUUCUCAGCAAAGAGAAAAAGUGGGAAAUUUUCUUAAAAGCCCAAUUUCAAGACAAGUUCUGUAAUACAGUUACAGUGACAGGUAUGGCACCUUCCGACUCUCCUUCUGAGAUUCCCUUCACCUUCCAGGCAUUUGUGAUCUGGUCACUGCCUUCCACGCAGGUUCUCACACCAGCCCAGAAAAGAAGCCUAAGGCAAGAGAGCUCUGGGGCAACAACUCCCCUUAGGCGGAAACGCACCAAUCAUGCCCUGUUUCAACAACCCAAACCCUUUUUAAUGGGUCAAAGAGUGUCAUCUUCCAACACCCUUACUCUUACCACCAGGUGCCCUCUGUUGCUUUUCUAAGAGUAAUGGCCUCUUUUCCAGCCCUGACUGAUCCUUUGCCUACCUGCCAUCCUGCCAUGAGACCCCACAACCCCACAAGCCCAACCGUUGUUCUGGA